Annulohypoxylon truncatum is the source of this 1095-nucleotide messenger RNA. Its product is annotated as serine hydrolase FSH. The transcript is spliced from 4 exons. The record is from RefSeq and is a predicted model, not a curated record. Gene Ontology annotation, cellular component: cytoplasm; nucleus. The coding region runs from base 149 to 901 and encodes 250 amino acids. NCBI's taxonomy places the organism in Eukaryota, Fungi, Ascomycota, Sordariomycetes, Xylariales, Hypoxylaceae.
GAGUCUUCCUAUUCUUUCAAUACACGUAGUCAUCUUACUACAUUCCUUGCUUCCCGCUGGUUUCUUAUGGACGGGAACCCGCUUAAGUCUUCGAAAAUUCGGUGUGACUAGGUGCGCGGUUCUGAGAAACCAACUCACGCUAUUCAUCAUGAAGUUCUUGUGUCUGCCUGGCGCGUAUGGAAGCGCUGAUAAAUUCCAAGUUCAACUGGCGCCGCUGGUGAACGAGAUGAUGUCGGACGGUUCUGCCACAUUUCGUUUCGUUGAUGCGCCAUGCGAAGCCGUCCCUCCGGAGGGAUUCGAAGACUUCUUCGGAAAACCUCCCUACUACCGAUUUAUCGAGCCAGAUGACAAAGAUUCGAAGGACACCGAUGUUCUCUCUCGAAUUCGAGAUUUCCCCGAGUGUGAUACUGCUGAGGAUACUAUGCGAGAACUCAUGAAAGAAGGUGUUGCUAGCAGUGUUCUCAGCACGAACCGAGCUAUCCAAUAUCUCUUCGAAAUCUGCGAGAAAGAAGGCCCGUUCGAAGGAAUCAUCGGAUACUCGGAGGGCGCUACCGUUGCUUCGACUUUUCUCCUCGCUGAGCAGAAAAGAUUCGAAGAUACUGGUAGAGUACCUCAGAUCAAAUGCGCCGUGUUCUUUGCCGGUUGGCCGCCUCUAGACCCUUCCACGUUCGCCAUGGUUCUCUCAGACGAGUCCGACCUCAUGAUCAAUAUUCACACCUGUCACAUUAUCGGUUCCCUUGAUCCGUAUGUUGCGGGUUCGAUGGCUCUCUACAACACUUGCGAACCUGACACUGCAUACAUUUUCGACCAUGGUAAAGGGCACACCCUUCCAAGAGAAAAGGGUGUGAUUAAGGAGCUUGGGGAUGUGAUUCGUACGAUGAUGCAGGAGGCGUCAGCAUAGACAGAUUUUUAGAUGUUAGAAUUUCGCCGUAGACUAUUUACAUUUGGUUUUCUCUUUCCCGAGUCCGGUUUUCUGUAUAUAAAACUUACUACAUGCAGAAAGGGUUCUAGAUACAACAAUAUAAUUACCGACACUUGCAUGCUGAUUUCCAAAGAAAACGAGACGGCGGCACCCAGCAAAUCGGGGACCAUUCA